AAAAUUUUCUGACAGCUCAAAAGACAAACCUCGCGAGUCGCGACAAUAAAGUAAACGAUUCAAAGAUUUUGUUGAGAAAAUUGGUGUUGAACAUCUGUCAAUCUCCAACCUUAAGGCAGUGAAAUGGCGGAAAAUUUUCUGACCCGUUCUAAUGCAGAAAGGUAUCCACAUUUUGCCCAAUUCCUCAAAGAAUUGUUUGAAGACAGAUUGUGCUCCAAUAAUUUUGGGACAAAAUCUAUGAAUGAAGAAAGAAAUCAAGUUUUUCAAGAGUAUCAAAAAACAAUAAACAGCUAUGAAGCUAUAAAGCUUGUAUACGACUGUAUUUGGGAUAUUAUUGCUGAUUCUAAUGUGGAAGAUGAUGAGUCUCUCAAGACCUUGGAAACGGCUUUUGUGUCAUCUGAAUUAGCUGAAUCAAUGAAAAUAGUUAAAGGCGAUAAACCAAAUACUGAAGAUGCCUUGCGAGUUUUUGGGGUUAAUUUCAAGCAGGAGAAAAUAGAUGAUGAUGUAACAUUAUGGACACAAGCACAACUUAAAAAUCAGCUUAUUGAGAAAGGAAUUGUACUGUUAAAUGAAAUGGGACAUGAUGUUCAAGGCAAUAAUCAAGAGUUACUCAAAGCAAAGUUAAAUCAACUCCCAUCACUGAUCAGUUCAAAAUUAAAAGCUGCUGAAAAUCUUAAAAAAACAAUGGAAGAGAAUGAUCAAGCUUUGAAAGAACAGUACACCAAGUAUACUACAACUCUUCUGGAAAGCUUGCAAAUCAUGGAAAAUCUUCUUCAAAAACACAUGAUUGAGAUUCAAAACGAGCAGAAUGUCUCUCAAAGCGAAUCCCUUGAAGUCCAAUGUGAUGCUCUUUAUCUCAAGAUAAAGUCCCUUCACUUAGAAAUUUUGUGUGAGACGUAUACCAAAGAAACUGUCCCGGCUCUGAAAAAGAUUUCAAAAGAAUUGGAAGCUAAAAGCGAGCAAACUGAAAACGAAAUUCGGGCUUCUCGAUUAAGAUUGAAUCGUUAUGAAUCUGUUGGACAUGACUUCAAUUGCAUCGUCAACGAAUAUGGCAAACUGCGAGAAACGAUCAAACAAAAAAAGUGGACACUCGAAAAAUUACAAAGUUAUUCGGUGAACUAAAAAUCUACAAACAAUUCGUAUCACGCAUGUGCUUUAGAAAAUAAUCCAUUUAUUUUAAGGAUAUUUGUCUUAAGUUAUCUGAGAACCGAUUUGUGUAUUUGAAUGCAAUGCCUGUUCAAAAAUGAGCCGUGUAUCGAUCUAUUUCAAUGAAAUCAUCUAUCAAUUCUUCAA
Messenger RNA from Daphnia pulex (common water flea), 1293 nucleotides. Its product is annotated as HAUS augmin-like complex subunit 4. The transcript is spliced from 3 exons. Gene Ontology annotation, biological process: centrosome cycle; spindle assembly. Gene Ontology annotation, molecular function: microtubule minus-end binding. The record is from RefSeq and is a predicted model, not a curated record. The coding region runs from base 124 to 1122 and encodes 332 amino acids. Gene Ontology annotation, cellular component: HAUS complex. Lineage: Eukaryota; Metazoa; Arthropoda; Branchiopoda; Diplostraca; Daphniidae.